CCCUGACACAGAUUCUUUACGUCUUAGAUUUUCAGUUCUUGGGAACUUCAAUUCAGAUGUUGGGUUUUUAGAAAACACAAAUGAUCCUGGGAAAGCCAUUAAUGGUUUUACACAUAAGGAUUUAAGAGAUGGCACCAUUUUUUAUGUGCACAGGGGUCAUCGGAACUCUAGGAUUGUUCUGAGAGCGAGUGACGGAGAGCUGGUUAGCAACACGGUGGUGUUACGGGUCAUGGCUGUUCCUUGGGGCUUUGUAGUGGCCAAUAUAACCGGUGUCGUUGUAGAACAGGGUGGCACCGCUCUGAUUACACAGAGUAACUUGUCCGUGGAGGUUAAUGGUGAGCAGCAUGAGCUGGAGACUCGCUAUAAUAUCACUCACCCACCUCAGUAUGGCCAGAUUCAGCAGCUCCAGUCAAGUGGGGAAUGGAAACAAGUUAGUACCUUUUCUCAGCGCUCCAUCGAUCAGAGUCGUGUCCGGUAUUGUAGCACAUUCAAAGAAAUGCAGUUAGGAAAUGUUACGGAUCACUUUAAAUUUAAAGUUAACGUGGAAGGAAAAAUCAGCGAGGAGCUGAUGUUUCCAGUUACUGUACGAUGGCUGAAGUUUACACUUCUGGAAAAUGUUCCUCUAGAGAUCAGUAAAAUAAACAAGCAAGUAUUGAGUUCUGAUCUUUUGCAGGCUGCAACAGAGGGUGUGGAAGUAGCUGAGAGGGAACUACAUUUUAAGUUGCUGACCCCUCCUAAGAAAGGAAAAUUGCUCCUUGGCAAUAAAGUUCUAAAAAUAAACUCAAUCUUCAGCCAAAAAAAUAUUACAGACGCUGAGGUAAGUUAUGAACCUCAGGAGAGGCCAAGGGAAGACUCACAGGAUACUUUUAGGUUUUCGAUUGUUGCAAAACACAUAGAAUCAAAAGAUUAUACUUUUAGAAUAAACUUUAAAGCAGAUAAGACAAGAAUUAUUUUAACUAACAAAGGAUUAUUUGUAAAAGAAGGAGAAGGGAAAUUAAUUACAAAAACAGAGUUAUUUGUUCAAACCUUGGACAAUCAGAUCUUCCAAUAUAAAAUCACCAAGAGCCCUCAACAUGGGAGGCUGAAACUGAUUAGCUUUUCUGAUUCUCUGGAAAGUAAUGACAAUAUCACUACGUUCACAAAUCAAGACAUAGUGGGUGAACGGCUGAUGUAUGUUCAUGAUGACUCUGAGACUGAGUUUGAUGAAUUCUUCAUCGUGGCCUCCACCAAAGGACCAGGCCAAGAGGGAGCGGUCAGAGAUCUUAACUCAGAGCAUCUGUCUACAGAAAUCAAAGUCACUGUUUCUAUUGGGUUAAAGAAUGAUGAGAAACCAGUACGUGUGGUAGAUAAGGUCUUUCAUGUUGUGCGGAACGGCCAGCGCUUAUUGACCCUGGCAGAUCUCUGUUACCAUGACCCUGACUUAGAUUUUGACGAUGGGCAGUUGCUCUACACCCGGCGGGGCAUCCCAAAUGGGGAUUUGGUGCUGGCCAGCGACCCCACUCGGAGACUCUACCAGUUCAGACAAGAGGAUCUUCGGGAAGGGCGCGUGCUCUUCAGGCAUCGGGGCACAGACUCGGCACGCUUCGUGCUGUUUGUGACAGAUGGUGUUCACUACACGUCAUCCCUUCUUGAGGUCAGUGUGUCAGACCCCUAUGUCCAGAUAGCCAACAACACAGGGCUGCUCGUACGGAGAGGAAAAGAUGCCAGCCUCACAGCAGCCAACCUGAGUGUCACUACAAACCAAGAUGUCAGAACAGACCACGAGAUCGAAUACCACAUUGUGCAGCCCCCAAAGCAUGGCAGAGUACUGGUCAACAAUUCAGUCUCCCACUCGUUUUCCCAGGAUGAUUUGAAGCAAGGACGUGUGAUUUAUAGUCAUGACGGCAGUAGCAACUUUGAUGCGUUCAACCUGACAGUGAAAGUUAAAGACACAUACAUAGAAGCAGGAGUAUUUGUUCAAGUACGCUCGGAAGGCAACCAGCAUCUCACCCAUGUGCUGCACACCAAGACUCUUGUAGUUGAAGAAGGAAAACCAGUAAAACUGAGCAGAGGAAGGUUCCAGGGUGCGCAUGAAGAUAAUAUUCCUUCAGAAGCAGUGUUCAUUGUCAGAACUCCACCAAUGCAUGGAGACCUCCAAAAAUCUGUACCAGAAGAAGGCAGCUUGGGUGCAGAUGGAAAGUCCCCUUUGAUUUUUACACAACAGGAUGUUGAUGAUGGCAACAUCCUUUAUGUGCAGACAGCUCCUGGCCAACAACAGGACCGUUUUUCCCUGGAUGUGACAGAUGGUGUCCAAGUUGUGAGUGGAAUGGAAGUCUUGGUGGAUAUCGUCCCUAAGUGGAUUCCUCUGGAGGUACAGAAUUUCACAGUUCAAGAAGGUGGCUCCACAGCACUUCUAGACUACCUCAAAAUUCCAAACAAAUAUUUUGAGGGACUUGACUGUGAAUUUGUUCUACUUGAACCACCAAAACAUGGUUAUCUUGAAAGUUCUAAAUUUCCAAGAGUAAAGCUAAUGAAAUUUACCAGGAAACAGGUGGAAAAUGAAUUGAUUUACUAUGUUCAUGAUGAUAGUGAAGAGCUUCUUGACAAUUUCACCAUCUUUGCAAAUAGCUCAGAGCUUGGAAAACAGAGUCUGCCCCAAACUCUUUUUGUGACUGUUGACUCUGUAAAUGAUGAAGCUCCAGUGAUUAUAGCCAAUAACGUCCUCCAGGUGUGGGUAAAUUCUGUCACUGUGAUGACCAAAGGUGACCUCUGUGCAGAAGAUGUGGACUCCGCCCCACAGGACCUGGCCUACUGGGUCACUCCACCCAGCAAUGGGCAUUUGGCUCUCAAGUCCUUUCCUGGCCAAAGCAUCCAGAACUUCACCCAGGCUCAAAUCAAUGAGGGCCAGCUAGUGUUUGUACAUACCGGAGCAAUGUCAGGAGGCUUUAAUUUUCAGGUUACUGAUGGCUUGAACUUUGCACCUCGACAAAUUUUUAGCAUCACAGCUCGAGCUCUGAUCAUUAGCUUAGAAGUAAACAGAGGACUGAGCAUCUUCCCAGGUUCCACAAAGCCCCUUUCAUCUCGUGACCUGAAAGCUGUGACCAAUGAUGUGGACAGUGCAGGAAACAGAACUAUCACUUUUACGGUUGUAAGUUCCCCUCGACGGGGGAGGUUGGUGAGAAUGAACUCUGACGGCAGCACAGAGGAAGUUUCCGUUUUUACUCAGUGUCUGGUUAGCGAAGGGCUGAUAUUAUACCAGCACGUGGACCGUGAGAACGCAGACUGGACCACAGAAGACUUCUUUACAUUCACAGCCUCUUCCCCACCGGCAGCUCUAGGCCCUGAGGAGUUUCAUAUUAUUAUUUCCUAUGAAAUCAGUGAACCUGGACAGCACAGUCAUCUGCUUGCAAAUACAGGUGCUACUGUCAUGGAGGGAGACAAAGUUUUAAUUGACCAAUCUAAGUUAGAUGCUUCCAAUCUCUUAUUUAAAUUGCCCAAAUCUCAGCGCUCCUCCUAUGAAAUUUGGUUCCAGGUUAUAUCUCUUCCUCACCAUGGAACCAUUAUGGUUGGAGAAAGAAAUAUUACCAAAGGAAAACCCUAUUUCUCCCAGCAUAUAAUCAAUAAGUUUGGAAUCACAUACUUCCACGAUGACUCUGAAUCCCUGGCUGAUAAUUUUACCUUUGCAGUUUGGCCAAACCAAAAGAGCAAGUCCACCACCAAACCAGAAACUGACUUUCUUGAAGAGAUGUUUAAUAUCACCAUCUCUCCUGUUAAUGACCAGGCUCCAGAAUUAAAGACAAAAGGACUUCGCUUGAAAGUUCUGCAGGGCAGUAGAUUGGUUGUGGGACCUGAAAACCUGAAGGUGGAAGAUCUAGACAGUCCUCCAAAUGAGAUCACAUAUGUGAUUCUCCGUCAUCCUAAUAAUGGCUUUUUGACAAUGGCUGACCAUCCAGACACACCUGUUCACCAUUUCACACAAGCCGACAUUGAUGACUUUCAGGUGUGGUUCAUACAAGAUGGGAGCCCAUCUUCAGGAGUGUUUUACUUUAGUGUGACAGAUGGUGAGCACCUCCCUCUCUACAAGCUCUUCCACCUGGAUGUCAUUCCUGUCUCCAUCACCCUUGUGAACCUCACUGACCUACUUCUCCCACAAGGCCAGACAACCGUCCCCAUCACCAGUGCUCACCUGUCAGCCAUGACCAAUGGGAGGAGUCCCUAUGUCACUUACAAGAUAACAUGGCCCCUCCAGCAUGGGCACCUACUGAUUGAAAACCAGGUGGUCACCAGCUUUGGACAGGAGGAUCUGGAUUCAGGAAGACUCUCUUACCACAUGACCAAUCUCACUGCUGCAAAAGAUCAGCUACAAUUCUCACUGUUUACAUCAGAAAGCAACCUGACAGGACAAACACUGAACAUCAGAGUGCGGCCUUUACUGCGGGUUAUGUCAGACUUGAAAAUUGCCAACGGAGUGGCUCAUCAGCUGAGAAGAAAGGACCUAGAUGCUACUGAACUGGCUAAUAUGACUAACAGUGAUCCCAGAUUUGAAGUGACAGAACCCCCUGUCCAUGGAAGGCUAGUGUGGAGGGGGGCUCGCAGCACUGUGACCGAAGACGCUACUCUGUUCACUCAGAGGGACAUUGACCAAGGACUGCUGCUGCUUGACCCACACACCAAUCUAACAGGCACCGAUGUGCUGAAUGACUCCUUCACUUUCUUGCUCAGGGCAGACCAUGUACAGCCUGCGGUUGGUUAUCUCCCUUUCACCAUAGUGCCACCUGACCCCUUACUUUUGCAAAUUUUUACAACAGAUGUUCCUUUAUUUGUCACUGGAGAUAACCUUGUGACCUCAGUUCUCUCUCUGGAAAAACCUGUGGUUUCCUCAGGACCCGUGAUAGAGACAGAAACUCUGGGGAAGCUGACCCGGACCAGAUGGCAGGAAGCAGAUCCCUGGGGACGACACAGGGAUCAAGAGCCCAGCGUGGAUGGCAAGGUCUCUCCCACCAAGGUCAUCUGGCCACCAGCUGCCACCAAAGCCAGCCCUGGAGCACCCACUCAGCCCAGGGAGAGCAGCUACCCUCUGAUGGUGAUCCUGCCUUUGGCUGCGAUGAUCUUCCUAUUGAUAGUGGCUGCAGUGGCCUUAUGUGUCUGGCUGCUGGGCCGGAAGGUAGAGAAGGCAAAACCUCUUUUCAAGCCCCAGGCCGACCCAGAGCCCACAGCCCCAGGUCGUAGGCCAGAAAGAAGCACGACUGUUCCCACUGUCACAGUAACACCCCUUAUACAAAGCUCCAGCAGCCCUCCCACCAGUCUUUUCAGGACCCUGCAAUGUGAGCCAGUGGCAUCUCCUGUGUCUGAGCCAGUGGAAAAAUGUGUUCCUUGGAAGACAUGGGUAAACCUGGAUCCCGACAUGGUCAAGCUCUGCCGACAAACCAACCCAAUGCUGAAGCACAACCAGUAUUGGGUGUAGACUGAGAGCUGUCAUUUUUCAUUGAUCACCUACUGUGUACCAGGCACUGGGAUAGGCACUGGGAUAUAAAGGCAAAUAAAUACCAGCUGAAUGAACUGAGAAAAGACUGGCCCCACUAAUGAUGCAGUUCUCAGUCACAGCCCCAUGGUUACACGUUGGUAGGUGUUUAUUGUAACUUUUGUACGACACUCAUGGGCUUUCCACAAUGUGCUCUGUGUGUCCUCUCCUGGACCUUUCUCAGUAUACAUAAGUUGGUCAAUAUUUAAACCCUUUACUAAGGUGCUGCAGAACAUGUUGGCCCCACUGAAAACAGCAGCAUUAACUUGGGACAUAGAGUUAAAGGAGGAAGCCUUCGAAUACUUUUCAUUGAGGAUUCACUCUGAGUCAGCAGGGAGUGCAAGAACUAUUUCAGCAUGUAGAAAAGGUAAUUUAUCAAAUCAAUGAGUUGUUUAUGUAGGGCUUUUCUGUAAUGUCUUUUCCUCCUUGGAGUCUCUAAGUUUGAUUUCCUAAUGUGGGAAGUGCCUCCAUGCUCCAGGUAGUGGGAUACUUUGGCCCCUUUUGAAAGUAUUCACUGAAAUGCAUUGUGUUUCAUCAAGAGGCUUUGUCUUUUCUGAUUUGUAAAAUCAUCCUAGAAUAGAAAUAUUAUUUGAAGUCCUAAUGGACAGAAAAGUUUGUUAAAUGCUUUUGUGAUGCCUCAAUUUGGCUUAACUUUACAAUAAAUUGGAAUAAUGGCAAAUUUGUAUUUAAAUUGUCCAGUUGAGCCUACCACUGGCCAACUCAAGCUUCAACUUCUGUAAUUGUAAAAUGAAGAUAUCAAUACUAGUAUUAGGAAUGCUUUGGGCUGCAAAUCACAAGACAUCUACUAUCAUUAGCUUGGGUCAGGGAUUGGAAACCUUUUUCUGUAAAGAGUCACAUAGUCAAUAUUUUAGGCUUUGUGGGUCACAUAUAGUUUCUGUCAUACAUUCUUCUUGUUUUGUUUCAACAACCUUUUAAAAUGUAAAAACAAUUCUUAAUUCUUGGAUUUGGCCCAUGGACCUUAGUUUGCCAAGCAUUGGUUUAGGAAAAAAAAGUGUGGAAUUAUCUCAGUUAAGGAACAUUCUGGGGUGGGCAGUCUAAGGCUGGUUCAGUAGUUCAAGGAUGUCAUCAGGACUGAAGCUCUUUGGCUCUUUCUUCUCUACCUUCCUCAAGCUGUUAGCAUUUUGUUCUUCUAUUUACUUCCUUAUGAUUGUAAGAUGGUUGCUGAAGCUCCAAACCACACAACCACAUUCAAAGGCAGAAAUCACAGUGGAGGAAAGAGAAAGAUAGCAAAAUAAAGGACAGACUCUUGUUUUAUUAUUAUAUUUAUAAUCUUGUAAGAGGAGUUCCUCCCCAAACAUUUUUUCCCCUUUUAUGUCUCAUUGUCUAGAACUGGGUAACAUGAUUCCCAUCCCUUGACCAACCACUGCCAAAAGAAAAUGGGAUUCUCCUGACUAUCUGUCUCUCCUUGGGCUGUGAGGAGUCUACCAACUCAGAGAUACCAUGUAAUUAGGGAAGGAUGGGGGCAUAGCAAUGAGAUAGACAAUGGAUAGAGUCUAUUGAAAUAUUCCUCAAGUAUUGAAAUUCUGGGGAUUUUGAUCUUUCAAAUUGGUGUCUAAUAUUAAAUAUUUCCUUUUCAUGUUUUAAUGAUUUUCUUAAAGCCAGAGGCUGAUGUUUUUUAGUAGAGGUGGGAUGGGCUGUGAUGGAGGUAGUUGUGAGGGGAGAUAUCCCCCCUGGAGGACAUUUGGCAAUGGCUGGAAACAUUUCUGGUUUUCAAAACUGGUUGGGGGACGGUGCUUCUUGCAACUAAUGGGAAGAGGCCAACGAGGCUGCCAAACAUCCAGAAAUGCACAGAACAGUCCUCCACGACAAAGAAUUAUCUGGCUCAAAAUAUCAGUAGUGCUGAGAUUGAGAAACCCUGGUUUAAGCCAUAAUGAAGAGUUUUCUUGUAUACCCAGUGAAGGAUUAACAAACUUAUUGGCAAGUCUAGGCAAAAACUAUAUUCUAAAAACAGCAUGGUGGGGUGAAAAUUCCACAGCAUAUUGAAACUCUGAUUGGCUAAUGGUACACAUGAACAUUUUCAAAAAGAGGACAUUAAAACCCAAGCAAAACUUGACAGCAGACUCAUUUCUUUGUAUUUCUCCUUAUCUUACUUAGAGAAAGAUUUUUCUAACAGGUGGAACACAUCAGGAGAAAAAAAAUGAGGUAGGAUAUUUAUAAAGGUAAAGAUGAGGUCAAAGUGUCCCCAAAAGUCUGAUGCCUCUGAUGAGUUCCAUAUGGAAAAGAUGCUUUUCUCACUCUCUCUCUUUUCUGCUCCUCUAAGUCACACCUCCCUCCCAACCCAAUUUUAACUGCUCUUUGCGAAAACGCAUUUCACAGUCUACAGAAUAAAUGGAAGCAUAGCAUAUUUGGGCCUAGAGACACCUACUCACGUCUUAGAUCCUUGGAUCUAAUGCCAUGGACAACUGUUGACUGCCAUCCCUGGCAUGGACAACUGUUGCUGAAGAAAACUUCUCUACUCUUCUUCCAAAAGCACUUCCCUCCUGUUUUUCUGGACUUCUGAGUUAUAUAGCCUCUUUCAAGUGUUUUUGUUUUAGAAAGGAGGAGGAAUGAGAGUCUUAACCUAAAGUUGGCUUGAUCAUUAUGCAACUCAAAAUUGUUCUUAGGCCUGUUCUAAUCUGGGCACUUGGAAGGAAUAGACUGGCAGUGUGUGCUUGAGUCUGCACACACAGGGGCAGACUAAGGAGCGUGUCUGCAUCCAGUAAGUGGGCUUUGCUACCCCUUAACUGGGCAAGGGGAAUGCCUGUUCUUUGUGGAAAAGCCAGACAUACUUGGCUCAGUGAGCAUGUUGGCCUCUUCCUUGCUUCAGCCAUAAGAUCUCUGGAGCUAGGAUUACCAGCCUGGCCCAUCAAAAAUAUAUGAUUU
Molecule: messenger RNA, 8383 nt
Organism: Lemur catta (Ring-tailed lemur)
Lineage: Eukaryota; Metazoa; Chordata; Mammalia; Primates; Lemuridae
Product: chondroitin sulfate proteoglycan 4-like
Exons: 8
Coding region: 230-5443 (1737 amino acids)
Source: RefSeq, a predicted model, not a curated record